UGUCGACGUCAGUACUAGAGAACGCGAAAGUGAUGAUUGUUUCAAAGAACCGUUGAGAUUCCGUGCUUGGGUUUGCGUGGGAUAGACGGAUAUGACAGUGACAAAUCGGUGGGCGUGUUCGAAAUGAAGAUGGCGGAAACGUGGAGCAUCCUCAAGACAAGUCCCAGCACUUCCCUGCACAUGCGUGUGGGUGUGUGGGAGCACGGAAUGUGCAGCUAGGGUAGUGUAGCGUGGCCUACAGCGCCUACAGUCAGUUGUUCGUACUCCUUGACUGCUGGUACAUGUGACAGCUAAAACAGUGGAUCUUGAUGCAUUGUUAAUUAUGCAAAAGAGUGACUGAUUUUGUAGCAGUUUUCCUAAUUUAUUAAAAGUCCAUUAUUUGGGAAUGUCUGUCAGUAAUGACAUAGGGCUUUUGCAUUUCUCUGGGCUGUUUUAGUGCCGUUGACUGCUGUUUAAACUUAAAUAGAAUUCUGACACUACGUGUUUGAAACGUCGUCCUUAAAUGUGAAGGGAACCGGAACUUUGAAAUCUGAGGACGAGGAGUUGCCAGGGGCCAAGAAAAGACACCAGAUGUCGCAGCGACCCACUGAGCCCGAGGGCGGGAAACACCGGAACCAGGCAAACGCAAGGGAACGAGACCGCACACAGAGCCCCCACAGUGUCAACUCUGCUUUCAUGAUGUUGCGGACUCUCAUCCCCACGGAGCCUGCAGACCGCAAACUGUCAAAAAUUGAGACCCUGAGGCUCGCCUCCAGUUACAUCUCACAUCUUGGGACCCAGCUGCUGGCAGGUCCCGUUGAUCAACCUUGCCUCAGACUGACUGUCCAUACUCAGGACAACUUCUCUGAUCACCAGCUUCUGGGGGCACAGCGGUCACCUGUCUGUACAUUCUGCCUUGCCAAUCAGAAGAAAGCGGAUUAAUUUUUUUGCCUUUUGUUUUGCAAUCACUGACACUCGGUGGGAAAUCCAUCUUUUUUUCUUUUAUGCAUUAAAUUGGGACAAUUAAUUUUAAAGAAUGGAAUAUUGCAAGAACCAGUGAAUUCUAUUCUGCCAUUCACCCACUGACAGGCACACAAUUUUCACCUGACUAGAACAUUUUAUACAUCCUUUAUAGUGUUCAACAAAUUCCUUUAUCCUGCGUGUGAUUGGCAGUUCAUGCAGUCAUUGCCUGAAGAAGACAUCGCAGACUGGUUGUCAGUAACAUCAUGCUUGAUUGAACAAAAUCAUAAAUGUGAGCGAUUUUGGAAGGAUAUAACAAGUUGAAUGUAAUUUGGCAUAACAGCACAUCAGUCUGAUGCCAACAGUGCUGUAGUCUUAGCACUUCUACUUGGCAGGCAUUAGCACUCCACCUGUCAAGUAUUUUCCAAAUUAAAGAAGUCUUUCAUUAGCAAAUUAGUGUAUGUGAGAUCAAGUUCAGUAAUCACAGAUAUCCCUGAAUGUUUUGCCUCUGGUCUGUCUCAGGCAGCAACUGAGAAAAGACAGUUGAAGAUUACAUCAUUUAUUGCUGUAAUCUAAAUUGUGUAUAGAAUAAGGGAAUGUAGAUUGGAGUGAAGCUUUGUGUCCCUUUCAUUUACCAUUUAUAAGGCCAAACUGUUGUGCUCCCCUGGAAUAUUUGCUGUAUAACUCACAUCCCAUUCCUAUCUCUGAAACCCAUAAUCUUCAUCAAGGUUAUCUGUGUUGCCAUAUUAAGAAGAACUAUAAGAGAUUAGAUACUGAUUAAUUAUGUUUAACCAAUGUAACUUAUUUUAAUUAAAUUGAUUUAUAAUUCUUGUAGAAAUUCCUGUAUAACAACCAAUGUUCAUUACAUGUGAAUUAUUCUUUGUAGUGUUGGCCACACCAUCUGAUGAUGGCCAACAGUGGCUAAAACAUGUAAAGGCAAUCUUCUAUAUUUUCAUAUUCAGUUUCUUGCAAGUGAUGUACCUCACUACUCAUUCAUGUAAGAAAGGUUACACAUGCCAGCGACCACUGCUAGUUGCUCAGCAGACUAGCAAAACAGUUGUCUGGAAAGCCAUCAAUGGUCAUUAUAAUUGGGUGGCAGGAGUGGUUUGAGAGCUAACUAACUUCAUGGAGCUGAUCCCUUCUUAAGAAGCUGACAGUUGUGUAGCUACUUAAGAAUUU
Messenger RNA from Cryptotermes secundus, 2118 nucleotides. Its product is annotated as basic helix-loop-helix transcription factor scleraxis. The record is from RefSeq and is a predicted model, not a curated record. NCBI's taxonomy places the organism in Eukaryota, Metazoa, Arthropoda, Insecta, Blattodea, Kalotermitidae. Gene Ontology annotation, biological process: regulation of transcription by RNA polymerase II; developmental process. The transcript is spliced from 5 exons. The coding region runs from base 571 to 921 and encodes 116 amino acids. Gene Ontology annotation, molecular function: RNA polymerase II transcription regulatory region sequence-specific DNA binding; DNA-binding transcription factor activity, RNA polymerase II-specific; protein dimerization activity.